GCAUAGGCCAGAGCAACUUCAAUAAAGUGAAGGAUUUCCUCUUCCGGAUUGUUUCCUAUUUCCCCAAGAUUGGACCUGAAGGGACACAGGUUGCUGUUGCUCAGUACAACGAGGAGCCCAGGGCAGUUUUUCACUUCAACCAACACCGCGACCGCAACGGCGCCCUCGGAGCCAUCAAAGGGCUGAGCUACACCGGAGGCAACACCAAAACAGGCCAUGCCAUAUCCUACAUGUUAAAGGAAUUAUUCCAGCCCUCCAGAGGGAUGAGACCGGGCUUUCCUCACAUCCUGGUGCUUGUGACCGAUGGACAAUCCCAGGACGACGUGCUGCCCCCAGCCAGAGCGGCCCAUGCUUUGGGGCUCCGUGUCAUUGCUGUGGGGGUGUCAGGAGCUGACCCCGUGGAGCUCCACAGGAUUUUGCUGCAGCAGAACCCCCAGAAUGUUUUCUAUGUCAGCACCUUCGAUGACUUCCCCCAAAUCCUCCAAGAGCUGAUAGAAGCCAUUUGUUCUGAUCCUCAGCUUCCAGGAACCCAAAUCCCACUGGGAAAGAGCUCCAGGGGCUCAGCAGCUCACAGGGGUUAUGAGCCCCACAGCUUCACUACGAAGGGAGAGAAAGGGGAGCGGGGUCUCCCUGGGAAAGACGGCAUUCCUGGGCUGCCGGGCAGGCCGGGCCGGCCAGGUCCUCCAGGUCCCCCUGGAAUCAUGGGGCUCCCUGGCAGCCAAGGCGACAUCGGAUCUCCAGGCUAUCCAGGACCAGCGGGGCCAAAAGGAGACAGAGGAGAGCCAGGCUAUGUCCUGGGAGGAGUGGAGGUGAUUCCUGGCCGGAAUGGGCAGCCUGGCCCCGCUGGACAGAAGGGGCAGCCAGGAGUUCCUGGGGUUCCAGGACCACCAGGUUCUCCAGGGCCACCAGGAAUCUCCAUCAAGGGUGAACCAGGGAAUUCAGGAAUUAGGGGUCCCCGUGGGAGGAGUGGCCUCAAAGGAGACAGAGGAGACACAGGAGAGCCGGGAAAACCUGGUGUGCCAGGCCCUGUGGGGCUCCAUGGGGCUCCUGGACUGCCUGGACCACGGGGAGAAAAGGGAAUGGCGGGAAUUGGCAUUCCUGGCACUGCUGGCAUGAAGGGGGAGGAAGGAGAGCAGGGAAUGAUGGGACCUCCAGGAGCACCAGGACCAAAGGGAAUUCCAGGACCUCCAGGGCAGAAGGGAGACCAAGGAAAUCCAGGAUUUCCAGGUGCUCCAGCCUUGGAGGUUUUGGGACCUCCAGGCAAGAAAGGUGUCAAGGGAGAUCCCGGACCAGCUGGAGCGCGAGGAGACAAAGGAGUCCCAGGAGAGAAAGGGGAGAAGGGAAGUCCAGGAUUUGGAAUUCCUGGCCAGCCUGGGCUGAAGGGGGACAUCGGUGACAGGGGAAAUGUGGGAUUGUCUGGGAAGCCAGGCCAGAAGGGGGAGAGAGGUGAACCAGGAUUCCCUGGAAAACCAGGAGAGGCCGGGCUGAGAGGAAAAGAUGGAGAAGCUGGAGUCCCUGGAGAGCCAGGAGUGAGAGGAAUCAGGGGUCCUCCUGGACUCCCAGGACGACCUGGAGAGCAAGGAAUGAAAGGAGAUCCAGGAGAACCUGGAAAGGAUGGAGAUCCUGGGAAGGACGGCCUGAGAGGUGAAAGAGGCCCCCAAGGUCCAAAGGGAGAACCAGGCCCGCCAGGAAAAGGAGUGGAAAUGAAGGACCUGGAGAAGCUUUUUGAGGCCUACGGGAUCAAGCUGGCGCUGCUGAGGGACCUCUCCAACGCGAUCCUGCGGGAUGGGCUGGAUGAGCUCCUCUGGCACCGGGGUGGCUCCAGGAUGAGCAAAACUUCCAGGGAAAACCAGGCAGCCAUGCCUGUCACCGAUCCACUGGUGUCCGACACUUCCCACCGUGUCCCGGCCGGCACCGAGGUGACAGGAGAAGGACAGAGCCUGGAGCUGGAGGCUCUGGAGGUGCCGCUGUCCGGAGGAUUCCCUGAGGGCUUGGCUGUGCCCCCACCACAUCCAGGAGAUCUGCAGGAAAACCAUUCCCUGGAUUUCCUCCAGCCCUUGGAGGAGAGGCUGGAAGGAGAAUCCCAGCAGGACACCAGCCAGGAAAAUGGGAAUUCCAACAACAGCUCCAUGAUCCCAAGGCACAGAUCCAGGAGAUCUCCCAGGCAUGAGGGACACCCCACAAGAAUCCCAUUCCAAAGCCAUCCCUGUGAUCCAGGAGGAAGCAGUGCCCCUUCCCUGGAGGCUCCAUCACCAGCUCAUCCCCCCGGUGCUCCGGGAGCUCGGAAAUUCCUGCUGGGAUCCACGGCAUAUCCAGGCCCUCAUCGUCCAAGGAGAACUAAGAAGGAGGGAAGUGGCCCAGCAGAUCCCUCUUCCCGUGGCCCAAAGGGAGAAAUGGGAGCUCCUGGAGCCCGUGGAGACAAAGGAGAAAAGGGACAACCUGGGGAUGUGGGGGAGCCUGGAGAGAAGGGCACCAAAGGAGACCGAGGGGACGAAGGCCAAAAGGGAGAGCCAGGAAUUGGGUUCAGAGGUCCGGUUGGCCAGGCUGGGCCACCUGGAUUUAAGGGCGAGCCAGGGGCCCCGGGACCUCCAGGAGCUCAGGGCAUCCAAGGAAUUCGUGGCAAUGCCGGCACUCCCGGAUCCCAGGGGGACAGAGGGGCUCCAGGUGUGCCCGGAAUUCCAGGACAGAAGGGGGAACGUGGGAGGAGAGGCCGGAGUGGAUUUCCAGGGCCCGUGGGGCCAUCAGGAUCCCCAGGAAAAGAGGGAAUUCCUGGGACCCCUGGAGCAAAAGGCAAUAAGGGAGAAGCCGGCAUUGGAGCCGCUGGCCCGAGAGGUCCCCGUGGAUUCCCUGGCCCUCGGGGCGACGAGGGCAUCGUGGGAAUGCGGGGUCCUCCUGGAAUGAUGGGUCCAAAAGGCUUCCCGGGUGUGAAGGGCCAAAGAGGUGAUCGGGGACUUCUGGGACCAAAGGGAGAACGAGGUGAGUCCAUAACUAUUUUUGGACCCCAGGGCUACAAAGGCACCAAAGGAGAUCCCGGUGAGCAGGGACUGCCAGGUUUUGAUGGAGACAAAGGCGAGAAGGGAGAGGACGGACCCGUAGGAGAAAAGGGAAUCAAAGGAGAAGCUGGAGCCAAGGGAAUGAUGGGACUUUUUGGGAGCAGAGGACCUGUGGGACAGAAGGGGGAGCCAGGAGAACCGAGCUCACCGGGAUCUUCCGGUGCGGCAGGACUGGAUGGGAAGAACGGGAUCAAGGGAGCCAAAGGAGACAGAGGCCUUCAGGGACAGAAGGGGAAGCCGGGAGGGAAAGGUGACCCUGGGACCACCGGUGACACCGGGCAGAAAGGGACAAAGGGCUUGAGAGGGCUUCCAGGCCGGAUCGGCACUCCCGGAGCCAAAGGUGCCAAGGGAGAAAUCGGCAGUCCUGGAAAACCGGGAAUUCCAGGAUUGGAUGGACAACGUGGACCAAAGGGCGAACCAGGAGCCUCAGGGAACGAUGGCACCUCGGGAAUUCCUGGGGAGAAAGGAGAAAAGGGGGCCAAGGGAGUUCCUGGACUGGGAGGAUUCAAAGGACAAACGGGAUGGCCUGGGAAGCCUGGAGGGGCCGGAGCAGCUGGACCUCGAGGGCCGCAGGGCGAGCCAGGCCCACAGGGCCCACCAGGGAAAAGAGGGAGAUCCCAGCUCUGCCUCCAGGGGCCCCCGGGCGUGGAUGGGCUGAAAGGAGAAGCGGGGGAAAAUGGUCCGGCCGGGCAGAAAGGAGCCAAGGGAGAUCCGGGCCUUUCCGAGGAAGAGGUGAAGGAAGUGCUCAGGAGUGAAAUAAGAGGGAUUUGUGGUUGUGGAGGUGAGUUGGGAAGGAUGUCCAUGGAAAAGGUGCAGAAAAUGUUGGAUCACCAACAGCUUUUGGAUCCUGGUUGGAGGGGGAUGGGUCUUCCUGAAUCUGAGGGAUCAGAGGGACACCUGGAAGUCUCCUGUUUUCACCCUCCCCUCCAGGACAUGAUCAAAUCCCUUCCUGACUCCCAGAUUUUAAAGCUGAACCCGCAGAAAUCCCAAUCCCUGCCCACAAAAUUCCGGGAUCGCUCCACCAUCCCAAACCAUCCCCAGGAUGAGCUCCAGGACUCUUGGAAUCCUCAAAUCCAAUGGUCCACGGAGCCUGGAGAGCUGAUCUGUCCACCCCAGAGCAUCGGAUUCAUCCUCAGUGACCCUCAAUCCACAGGUCUGGAUGCAGCUGAAGUCCACAGGCAGCUCCAAGAGUAUUCCCAGCCUCGGGAAUACGCCAGCAAUGGUGGAAAUUGGGAAGAAAAGCUUGGCACAACUCCCAGACAGACCACGUUGGAGACUGCGGUGAAGCCCUUCGUGGAGCCACCUCCACUCCUUGCAGCCCGGGCGCAGCAGACAACGGGAAACUCGCAGCCAGAAGGCGACAGCCAAUUACCAGCCCCGUGCCUGCAGCCCAUGGAUGAGGGCUCCUGCCACCGCCAUUCCCUGCUCUGGUAUUUCCACGGCCCCACAAACUCCUGCCGGCCCUUCCUGUUCGGGGGCUGCCGAGGGAACAGCAACCGCUUCCCAUCCCGGCGGGAAUGCGAGCGGCGCUGCCGGAGCUCCGCAGGCAGAGGGAAAUGAGCGGCUCCAAGUGCUUCAUUUAAAUCCAGCGGGAUUGGGAGGAGCGAAUCCGACGCCUCUGGUAGGGACGGGAAAAGCAAACAUGAAGAUGUUGGGAAAAAAAGAUGUCGGAAAACUGGAAUGACGGAUAUUAUGGGAUGAGGAGAGGAGAAACCUCAGGAAAAGGAGGUUGGGAAGGGCAGAAUUCCUGAGCCAAUCCAGGUGGCACAAAUUCCCGAGUUUUAUUUUUGUAAAAUAAAAGCGUCUCGGUGCCAUGGAAUUCUGGGUCGUUCGUCUGAAAGGAGGAAAACUUGGGAAUGGCAGAGAAAGGUGGGAAUAUCUAUUUUUCCAAAUUCCCUGGGGCCUUCAGGAAUUCCCUGGAGCCUUUAG
Cyanistes caeruleus (blue tit) is the source of this 4982-nucleotide messenger RNA. The record is from RefSeq and is a predicted model, not a curated record. NCBI's taxonomy places the organism in Eukaryota, Metazoa, Chordata, Aves, Passeriformes, Paridae.